UUCAUAAUGGGAAAAAGUCACUUCCUGAUCUUCUUUGGUGCAGAGAGGAAGAACGGACUCCAGCUCCACGAUGCGUCCUGGCCUCUGGGAGACAUGCUUCUGGUUGUGGGGACCACUUUUAUGGCUCAGCAUUGGAAGUUCAGGGAACGUACCCCCUACCACCCAACCCAAGUGCACGGACUUUCAGAGUGCCAACCUCCUCCGAGGCACCAACCUCAAGGUGCAGUUUCUCCUCUUUACCCCCUCGGACCCCAGCUGUGGGCAGCUAGUAGAAGAAGGCAGUGACAUCCGGAGCUCUGAGUUCAAUGCCAGUCUGGGAACCAAAGUAAUUAUUCAUGGAUUCAGGGCGCUCGGAACAAAGCCUUCUUGGAUCGACAAGUUUAUCAGCGCUGUCCUGCGGGCUGCGGAUGCUAAUGUAAUCGCGGUGGACUGGGUUUAUGGUUCUACGGGCGUGUACUACUCAGCAGUGGAGAAUGUGGUCAAGCUGAGCCUGGAGAUCUCCCGUUUCCUCAGCAAACUUUUGGAGCUGGGCGUGUCAGAGUCCUCAAUCCACAUCAUUGGUGUCAGUCUGGGGGCUCAUGUUGGAGGCAUGGUGGGACAUUUCUACAAAGGCCAGUUGGGACAGAUCACAGGUCUGGAUCCUGCUGGACCAGAGUACACCAGAGCCAGCCUGGAGGAACGCUUGGAUGCUGGAGACGCCCUGUUUGUAGAAGCCAUCCACACAGACACGGACAAUUUGGGUAUCCGGAUUCCUGUUGGACAUGUGGACUACUUUGUCAAUGGAGGCCAAGACCAGCCUGGAUGCCCUGCCUUCUUUCACGCAGGUUACAAUUACUUGAUCUGUGAUCACAUGAGGGCAGUACACCUCUACAUCAGUGCCCUGGAGAACACCUGCCCACUGAUGGCCUUCCCCUGUGCCAGCUACAAGGCCUUCCUCGCAGGAGACUGUCUGGAUUGCUUUAACCCUUUCCUGCUCUCCUGUCCGAGGAUUGGACUGGUGGAACGAGGUGGUGUCAUGAUUGAGCCGCUCCCCAAGGAAGUGAAGGUUUAUCUCCUGACUACAUCCAGUGCCCCGUACUGUGUGCACCACAGCCUUGUGGAGUUUUAUUUGAAGGAGAAGAGAAAAAAGGAUACCAGCAUCGAGGUCACGUUUCUUAGCAACAACGUAACGUCCUCGGUCAAGAUCACCAUACCUAAACAGCAACUGGAAGGGAGAGGGGUCAUGGCUCAUCCUAACCCACAGUGCCAGAUAAACCAAGUGAAGCUCAAGUUCCAAGUUUCUAGCCGGGUUUGGAGAAAAGACAGAACUCCUGUUGUUGGGACUUUCUGUACUGCCCCUCUGCCGGUCAAUGACAGCCUUACGGUGCAUCACAGAAGAGAGGACAGAGAGAAUACAGGAGCUGGAAGAAGGGGGCAAGUGUUGUGUGGCAAUUUCCUCUGAAUUGAACGUUUUUCCUCCUGGAGGAAGAAAGAGGCUCGCUCGUGAGAAUCAGGAAGUAAACAAGGGCCCCCAGACCUGGAAAGAUGUCACUUAGAGGAUUCACAAGACCUCACCUCAAAACAUAGAAUGAGGAAGGACAUGUGUAGAAGAGUUCUGUCAGAGCGGCCCCCGGGUUCAGAGAGCUCCAGGAAUGCAGUUUUUGUGUGUCUCUACCCAGGCUGGGACCAGCUUCUUGGAAAUGCAGCUGCCUGUGAGGGUUUCCUGCUUCUGUAAGUAAGCUCUUUCUUGUGACCCUGUAGCCUCAGUGAACUCAUUGGUUAGCCAGGUUAGACUUUUGUGGAAUUGUUGCUAUGGUCAGUUGCUGGUUCCCUAUUCAGGGUGAGUAGAUAUUUGCAUGAAUCCUCUCAAGAUGUCACAAGACACUAGCACACUCCCCAUGUGGCCUCUUUGUGACAAAGCCUUUAAUACAGAGACACUUUGAAGAAAGUUGUCCAAACCAUACUAGUAUGAAAUAUUCCUCCUGCGCACCAUCUUGUUCUUGUUAGUUUUUCUAUUGUUGUGACAAAAAACACUAUGACCAAGGCAACCUAUAAAAGAAAGCAUUUAAAUUGGGGCUCAAGGUUGCAGAGGGAUGGAGCCCAUGACUGUCAGAGCUGGGAAAAUGGCAACAGCAGGGCAGGCAUGGACAAAGAGCUCAGCGUUUACAUAUUUAAAAUAAUGUUUUACUGGCUCUUUGUGAAUUUCACAUCAUACAUCCAAUCCCACCCAUCUCCCCUUCCACAUGGACACAGACACAGACACAGACACAGGCAAGAGGGCAGCCACACAGGCUAUUCUACUUCACUUCCCUCCCCUCUUCUUGUUCAGAACACUGAGUUACCCCAGCAGAAGCCAGAGGAGGAAAAAAACCAACUUGGUUCGUAGAGGUCCAGGGCAUAGAGCAGGGUACAGAAGGAUGGGUCCUAGGUUCACCUCAUAACUUUCCCUCCUAGAUGGUUCACUUUUUAAACUUAGCUUUAAAAAAUACCCCCAUAAACGAGCUUUAAAGAGAGUUGACUUUUGGUUCACUCUGUAACAAAGGCAGGGAGAAUGAUGUAAGCCGUAGGGUAUGGUUACAUCAUUUGUAUGAGGUCAUGCAGAACGCAGUAGCCAGGGCCCAGCUCUUCUGAGCUGUGGCAAUGAAAGCCGCAGGAUGGUCAACGCAAUGUCCAUUUGGACGCUCACCCACGAGCCCCAUUCUCUGCCUGCCCUAGCCUUGCAGGACAUUGUCACACGGGAAGAAUCCACGUCAUCUCCAGCAAGCAGGCUUGCAAUUUCCUUCCCUUUUAAAAUCUCAAGCCACUCUUCUCUUACACCCUCUUGUAACCACCCAGCAGCUUGUGGGUUUCCCUGGGAGUGACCUCAGCUAGCCUGGGCUUCAUUGAGCUCAAGUUCCUGUGGUUGUGACUCAGGGAACAGUGACUCUCCUGGGAGACACUGCUUAGCCAUCCUUCUUCCUUAGUUUUCCCUUAUGCUUGCGACUUUUCUUCCAAGUUUGGAUAAAUCGUAGCAUGCUUCUGUGAUAAAGGGAUUAUAUCAUAAGCUGUUACUCUAGUUAGGCUUUGCAUUAUCUUUGGGAUAUGGCCUGUGUUUCUUCACUAAUGUCAUCUUGUUUUAACGCAUCGUGAAAUGUGGAAAUGUACUUCCGUGUUAUCGUGUGUCCCAUCAGAAAUGUUAGAUCAUUACCGUAAAUGGGAAACUAGUUUCUCUUAUCCUAGGCUAAUCCUAGAAAUAAAUACAAUGAGACCAUA
Molecule: messenger RNA, 3231 nt
Organism: Mus musculus (house mouse)
Lineage: Eukaryota; Metazoa; Chordata; Mammalia; Rodentia; Muridae
Gene: Pla1a
Product: phospholipase A1 member A
Exons: 12
Coding region: 71-1441 (456 amino acids)
Biological process (GO): lipid metabolic process
Cellular component (GO): extracellular region
Molecular function (GO): carboxylic ester hydrolase activity; A1-type glycerophospholipase activity; lipase activity
Source: RefSeq, a predicted model, not a curated record